This is a messenger RNA of Pocillopora meandrina, 1424 nucleotides long. NCBI's taxonomy places the organism in Eukaryota, Metazoa, Cnidaria, Anthozoa, Scleractinia, Pocilloporidae. The record is from the annotation of a GenBank genome assembly.
AUGGAAACCUUGGCCGCUGAGGCUCCUGCGUUAGGGUCAGAUUCCACAUCGUUUCAAAGCAAAGUAAGUUUGUUGGAGUUAUUAAUUUCCGUGGUGGGGUGAAAAAACUAAGGUAAAUACCACAUCGUACGUAAACGAAGUUUUAGUGGAUCAAUUUAGCGGAUCUUGAGGCUUAGAUACACGUUUGUAACAACUUGGGGUAAAAGUUGGCGGAGGGCCAUUGUGGUCUGUUUUUGGCCCCUUUCUGUGAUGCGUUUUUCAUGUAUGUCAUUAACAAGAUAUAACAUAAUUUCCCCUACAAUUUGGUGUAAAGAAGCACUUGUAAAUUUUUCAAAGAGAAUAAAAUGGUACUUUCCCUACCGGCUCGUGCAAUUUUGUGGUCUUUGAAAAAAUUUACUCGUGCUUAUUAACACCAAAUUUGCACUCGAAAUCAUGUUGUUACCUAUACUAACAUAGAAACCAGAAUGUUAUUUCUUCAGUAUAACAAGGUUUUAUGCUUCACAUUUUUUUAUUGGAUAGCUUUGGAAGAGGCAGUAUAAUAACCCAAAAAGCGGUCUGCAUGCAACCCAGGAUGUGGUCAGCGAGUUGAUGAUUCUCGUCAAAGAAAAAGCAAAGACACACGAUUUGAAUUCACUUGUUCAGGUAAAUUCACUCCAUAUGUUAUUAAUAGGUAUUUAGGCGAGGUUGAAGUAAAAUUUGAUCUGCUCCUUUUCUUUACAUUUCUCUAUUUAUAUGCUAAGAAUGAUCAAAAAUUUAUUUUAGUACAUACUUGAAUGUCAAAAAAUUGUAAUUUUCUCACCUUUUUUUUUUAUUUGCCCAAGCCAAAUGAAUUCACAGCACAUUCAUCAAAACAAGUUGAGAACAGACCAAUGACUGUUUAAUGUCUCAUUAAAUACCAUGGAAAGUGGGAAAUAAAAUUGAAAACCCUCGGUUGAUCUGGUUUAAGUCUUGCUUGUUUUUCUUGUCGUCAGCUUGCUGCAGAAUGGCAAGCCCGAAAAAUCCUUCUUCACUCUCUUUAAAAAAUUUCUCUCAAAACUAUCAUCACGUUUGUUCGUUGUUUCCAUUUUCAGGAUGUGAAAGUUUCUAUUUCUGAAAAAUGGUCUCGUCAUCAGUUGCAAGGAGGAUCUUUCCUUCUUGAAUACGACUCGGAUCUCUUGUAUGUACUGAAUGGCUAUAUUACAUGUUGUACGCAGUUUGCACGGUGUGCUGUAACUCAGGUUCCUCCCCUGAAGAUUGACUACAAGACCACUGAUUAUAACUCAAAGGUCCAUAAAGUGAGUCAAAAUUUCAGUCCCUCCGAAAAAAGGGGCUCGUCUCGUCGAGCAAUGUACUCAGAGACACCCAAUACCAGGUACUAUUUGUGGCCUACUUUGUUAGACUGUGAUGGAAAAGUUAUUAGGAAAGGGGAAGUAAUGUUGUCAUAA